AUGAGACCAGAGGGGACUUUCAAUGGGACUUUCACUGUUGAUGACGGGCAUCCCUGCUUUGAUUCACAUGAUGGAAAUUAUGUAUUUACAAGCCAUCCCUCUGUAGCAUGUGUAUUAUUGUAUAUCUUUCUUGGCUUGUUGUCUCUUGUCACAGUAUGUGGAAACCUUCUUGUCGUGAUCUCUAUUAUUUAUUUCAAACAGCUCCACAUGCCUACUAACUACCUCAUCCUCUCCCUAGCUGUGGCUGACCUGCUUGUUGGAAGUUUAGUUUGUCCUUUGAGCAUGGCGUACACUGUUACGUCCUGUCGGUAUAAUCCAGGUUUUUUCUACCGAUAUUAUGCAGUAUGUCAGCCUCUGUUUUAUAAAACUAAAAUAACUGAUAGAGUUACCGGGAUUAUGAUCCUGAUAAGCUGGUUCAUUGCUGCUGUAAUCGGAUUUGGCAUCAUGGUUGAAGGUCUAUAUCGAGGCAGAUGUGGAGAUAGUUGUUUAAUUAAUGCUGUAUUAUCGAUCAUCUUGGCAUGUAUUUUUGCCUUUUAUAUUCCUGCCAUUGUCAUGCUUAGUAUUUACCUGAAAAUUUUCCUUGUUGCACAGAAACAGGCAAACAGCAUCCAGAACACAACCUGUCAGAACAAAAAGUCUGAAGCAACUGUCAGUAAGAUGGAGAGAAAAGCAACCAAAACUCUGGCUAUCGUGAUGGGAGUCUUUCUUGUCUGCUGGACUCCUUUCUUUUUUUGUAUCUCAUUUCUUACUCCCAUUAAGGCAUCAGUGCCCCUUCCUGUGUUUGAAAUAAUGAACUGGAUCACACUAGUAAACUCAAUGUUU
Messenger RNA from Plectropomus leopardus (leopard coralgrouper), 822 nucleotides. NCBI's taxonomy places the organism in Eukaryota, Metazoa, Chordata, Actinopteri, Perciformes, Serranidae. The record is from RefSeq and is a predicted model, not a curated record.